AUGAGUGCCUGCUGGCCGCUGAGAGUGAAAUGCAACUAUCGUCAUAAGGACGGCCAGCCUCUGGGCUGUGGCCCCGCCACCAAGGACAUCAGACAUGCAGUGCUCCUAUUCCCAGGGCCUUCACCUGCAGCAGGCACUACACCUGGUUUCCGUAGCCCCUCCAAGAAGCUGUGGUUCGCCAUCUUGAGUGCUUCUGACGAUGGACAUGGGCCCAUCGGGACCGCGAGAGUGAUGUCGGCCCAGGAGCUCGUGCCCUGCCUCUGCAGGCAGGGGGACCAGCACCUAGACCUGGGGGAGCCCGAGCAGGCCACCGCCUUCUACCUGGCUGCGUUCAGCUGCCACGCCCCCACGGCCGUGCGGAGCGUGCGCACUGCCCUGGCCGAGGCGCGGGGGACACCUGUGGUGGCCACCUUGGAGGCCUGGUGCCGCGGGGACAGCCAGAUCCCCGCAAUCCACUGGGACGGCAUGGCGGUGGUCUCCCUGACGGGGACCCUGGCCUCCGCCUUCCUCGGCGCGGUUUGCCCUGACCACCCGGCCGCGGUCCUGCACUUGCUGGCGGGCCUCCUGGCACGCGGGCGCCAUGGUGAGGUGGUGCAGCGCUGCGGAGCUCUGCUGGAUGCCCACUCCCAGCAAGCCCUGGAGCUGCGGCUGACCCGCGCCCUGGCCUGGGUCCUGUCCGGGGCACAGGCGGGCGACGGCAUGGCCGACUACCUGCAGGCCUUUGCCUCCAGCGCAGACCGGACGGUGGCCUUCAUCCGCACCCACCAGCAGCCCUACCUCCCCAUGCUGCUGAGCACCCUCCAGAACUACAUCUCAGGGACCCCGGGGCACCCAGACAGCACUGGCCAGCAGGAAACCCAAUGCCAGCGACUUCUGGUAGCUCUGGACCCAGGGGGUACCUGGAGUGAUGCCCUGACCCCCGAAGCUCUGCUUCUCUGUGGCAGGUAUGAGGACUGCCUGGCAGCCUGCAGCCAGGCUCUUGAGUCCCACCGGAUGGGCACCAGACCCCAAGGUGAGCGCCUGGCCGCCCUGCUGGUCACUCGAGCGGCCGCGGCUUUCUUACUGGACGGCCGCGCCCAGGACAUGCUCCAAGACUUACAUGAGGCCUUCGGCGAAAGCCCCUCCGGAGCGCGGAAGCAGUUCCAGGCUAUACUCUCGGCCGGAGACCAAGAGCGCAUCCGGGCCCAGGCCCAAGAGGUGGCGGACGUGGGCUUCGCCCGCUUCCAGGAGACUGUGCGGAGCCGCCUCGAGCUACGCGAGGACCGGGGCCGCGAGCUGCUGGUCCCAGUUACCCGCGCUCUCCGCAUCCUGCUUCGCUUGGCGCCCUCCGGGGCGCGACCUGUGCUGGGAGCCCGCCUAGCCGAGUGUCUACUGCUGGCCGGGGACGUAGCGAACGCCCGAGCGCUUUGCGAACGUCUGCUGCGGCCCCCGCGCGCCAGGGACCGUGCUAGUGACCACGCUGGGGACCGCGCGCACCUGCUGGCUUUGCGCGGCUUCUGCGCGCUGCACACAGGCGACAGACGGUGCGCCCGGCAGGAUUUCCAGGAGGUAAUGGAGCAGCAAGCACCGCACCCAGGCGGCUGCGUACGAGCGCUCUGCGGCCGUGGGCUGCUGCGGGUGCUGGCCGGCAGCACAUUCCUGGGCACUCUGGACUAUGUCACCGCGUGCCGGCUGCGCCGGGAGGAGGCGCUGCUGGCCGCCAAGGCUUACGUGCCUUGGAACCAGCGGGGGCUGCUACUGACUGUGCUGCGGGAGGAGGGCCGCAGGAUGCUGCACCGCAGGUCAGACCCUGGGCCUGUGCGCGCGCUGGGCCGCCAGAGUAAAGCUUCGCUGACUGACAACGCCGCUGAGCAGGAAGGGGAUGCCCAUGGUGUGUACCAGCUGGCCACACUGCUGAUGGAGCUGGACGUGGAAGAUGAGGCCUCACGCCUCCUGGCAACUGAUGCCCUGUACCGCCUGGGGCGCCUGGAUGAAGCCCACAAGGCCCUGCUCGUGGCCCUUUCUUGGAGACCCCAGGCUGCCCCUGUACUGGCGAGGCUGGCUCUGCUGCAGCUCAGGAGGGGUUUUUUCUAUGAUGCCAACCAGCUGGUGAAGAAGGUGAUCCAGUCUGGGGACACGGCCUGCCUCCAGCCCACCCUGGACGUCUUCCGCCAUGAGGACCGGCAGCUGCUGCGAGCCCAUUGCCACGAGCGAGCCAUGACCAUCCUGCGGGCACAGCCGGGUGGGGACGACAGUGAGACCCACACCAGAGAGGCAAUUGCCUACCUCUCUCUGGCCAUCUUCGCUGCAGGGAGUCAGGCAAGCGAGUCCCUCCUCAUCCGAGCCCGCUGCUAUGGGUUCCUGGGCCAGAAGAAGACCGCCAUGUUCGACUUCAAUUCCGUGCUACGCGCCGAGCCAGGGAACGUGCAGGCACUGUGUGGGCGGGCGCUCUUGCACCUGACCCUGGACCAGCAGCAGGAAGCCUUAGACGAUAUUGUCUCUGCUCUGAAGCUUGACCCAGGGACUGUAGUCCCUGAGAUCUGCUCUUUGAAGCCAGAAGCCCAGACCUUCAUCACCCAAGGCCUCUACUCUCGCUGCCGGACCAUUCUGAGCCAGCCACCACCAGACACUGAGGCCCCCCUCAGGGACAAGAACACUCAGGGCCUCCUUGCUAUGGGAAAGGCCCUGAUCAAAAUUGAUGCUGGACAGGCAAGCUGGCAUAUCCUCCUCACAGAUAUUCUCACUGCACUGGGCAGCUAUGAAGAGGCUGACACCCACCUGCAGGAAGCUCUAUGCCUGGGCCCACUGUCAGAGGCAGCCCAGGCCCGACUGGGCCUGCUCAGGCUCAAGAAGGGAGACUUGCAGGCUGCAGCUCAGGACCUGCAGUGCCUGGCUGAGACGGACCCCAAGGACCUUGGCUUCCUGCUGCAUCUCCUGGAGCCCUCGGAGCAGCAGAGCCUUGCCCAGGCUGCAGCCAAGGAAGCCAGCACCCUCCUGGAUGCAGGGCAGCCCAGGCAAGCACUGGGUUACUGCUCGUUGGCUGUCCUUGCCAGUGGUGGCAGUGCUUGUCACCUGCGUCUGCGAGCUGCCUGCCUGGCUGAGCUGCAGGAGUUUGGCCGGGCACUCAGGGACCUGGAGCAUGUGCUCCAGGAGGGUGCACAGGAUGGCGACCUUCCAAGGCAAGCAGAGGACUUCUGCUCCCAGGGCCGUCUGCUGCUGCGCCUGGGUGAUGAGGCCAGAGCUGCUGUGGCCUUUACCCAGGCCCUUAAGCUGGCGCCCACCCUGGCCCAGAGCAGCCUGUCGAAACAGCCGGGCCGUGCCUCUACUGCCCUCAUUUUCCUGCACUGUGGGCAGCGUUGCCUGGACGAGCAACACUAUGCAGAGGCUUGGGCGGCGGCUGAGAGGGGCCUCCUGGUAGACCCUGAGCACAGCGGCCUGAAGAGGCUCAAAGCACAAACCCGGAGGGAGGCAUCCUCGGGCUGCCGGCUCCACUGACCACCAGACCGACCCUCUCCCAGGCCCGGUCACAAUGCCACACUGUUCAUUUCAUCCAGCGUCUCUGCCCUGGAUUGUACCCCAGCUCCCCACACCCUUUUCAGCGGCAGGGUGGGUCAGCAUCAGAUAACUAGACUUCCCCUUUUCACCAUAGGGUGUAAAGGAGACAGGUUCUCGCUUGCAUGGAGGGCCUGACUUUGGAAACUUACAGUCUCUUGCUUCAAGGGAUAAAGGACCUGAAAUCGGUCCUCUUAGCCCACACUUGGGGCUCAGGCCUUGAAAAAGCAGCCCAAGUCUUAUCCCUUGGCCUGAGAUCCUGCAGGUUGAGGAGAAUUAAGGUCAGCCCCGGGGAUACGGUGUCAGCCCAGGAAGACCCCCCUUAGGCGUGAAGCCACCUUUGACUCAGACGUUGGCCCAAGCCUCAGGCUGACCUCCAGUAGAGUGUGGGCCUUCCCCAAAGACAAGACUCCCCAACCCUGCUGCCAGGACCGAUAGAGUUGACCUCUCAAAGCAUGUGCAUGGAGGUCAUUCAACAGGGAAUCCAGUGCUCUAGCCUAUCACAGUCCUCCUCCACGGAGCCCUUUCUCCCCAGCAGAGAGACCACCAAGAUGGGCCCUAAGGAGCUGAGUUCCCAGGAAUCUACUUGGCUUACCUCCUUGAGAAGCCAUAGUAAUACAAGUUGGUAUUCUAUGUGGAUUUAGCUUGCCGGCGCAAACUUGCUGCCUGCUGAUUGGCUUGGAAAACCUGUCCUGGAUGGAGCAGAGGAGCCCAGCCUUGCCCCAUCACCACAGGUUUCAUGGAAACAAGGCCAAGCUAGAACGUUUUCUUUCCCGAACGUGAACAAGAGACAUGGGCAGGCCAGCUCAGCAUGAAGCAUGACCCUGAGCCCCUCCCCAAGUUCUGCCUGUGGCUACAGGGCCACAGCUGCCUGGGCUUCCCUCAGUCUUCUUGACACUUUAAUUUGCCUCCUCUCCUUGCCAUCCCCUUGUUUGGGCUCUUCCUUUUGUAGUCCUGCUGCCCUCUCCUCACUCACCUCCUGGAGACAUCUGAGGGACCCCAGUCCUUGCCUUUUACCAAGGUAGUGGCCUGGUACCCCCAUCUCUGCACACCCACAGGCAGCAGGUGGGGUUAGUUGCCCUCUUCCUUCACCCUCGGUCCCACUUGUCCCACCAUGGUGUGGGGCCCUCAGCCCUCCAUUUUCGCCUGUCUGGAGCUGCGUGGAGCUCUCUGGGCCCUACUCCAGUUUCUCCUCCUUUCCUGCCCCCACUUGGAAUCUUUAAGUAGUCCCACUUUUCAAGAUUCCCCAAGGCACAGUCCUCUCCAGACCACUCCCUUAUCUGUUCAUCUCCCCCUCUGUCCUCUGCCUCUUUGUCCAUCUGUGCAUUCAUUGGUUCAGUAAGAGCCAGGUGUGGGGCCAGGCUGGCUCAGGUGGGAGAGUCUCCAUGAUGGCAGUAAGGUGAGAGGCCAGGGAUACAGGGAAGACCCAGCCCCUGAGCCAAGCAGGAGUGGAAGCAGGGGGGAAGCAUCACCUGGGGGUGCCCUCUCUGGCCUUCUGGAGACUUUGCUCCUGCUGUCCUUCCCACCUGAGAGGUCUUGCCCAUUUGUUCACACAAGGUUAUCUUGAAGCUUGUCCCUGAACUUGCAGAUACCCAACUCCAGCUGAAGCCCUUUCAGCGCCUCCCCCAACCCCUCUCAGUCCACUGAUGUUUCUUCCUCUCCAAGAGGCAGGACCUGCCAUUGGACAACAUACCACACUAUCUCCUUACCUGAUAAUUGCUACAGUCUAAAUGUUUGUGCUUCCCCCUCAAAUCCGUAUGCUGAAAUCCCAACCCCCAAGGGGAAGGUUUUGGGAAGUGAUCAUGAGGAUGGAGCCUCAGCGAGUUAGUGCCCUCAUAAAAGAGGCCCCAGAGCACUCCCUCACCCUUCCUGCCAAGUGAGGGCACAGGAGGCACCAGCUAACAAGCAGGAGACCCUGAAGCUGCUGGUGCCUUGAUCUCAGACUUCCAGCCCUCCUGUAUUGUGGGAAAUUCAUUUCAGUGGCUUAUAAACACUGGUCUAAGGUAUUUUGUCACGGAGGUGGACUGUACUGACACACCGACUCCUUCCUGACAGCAGACUGCUGGCCCCUGAGGAAAAGGGGCAGGUCUUAGUUCCCAACUUCCUCCCCACUGGGGCCCAGCCCAGGCUUUGCCCAUAGCUGUUGCUGCAGGGCUGAGCAGGAACCAGACCCAGCAGCCUCUCCACCUGCUCAGCAAAGGGUUCCAAGACCAGUGAUGCAUUCCCUAAGACCCAGGAGUACAGCCUUGGGGGGCAGUUCUAGGCUGCUCUGGCCCUGGGCCUUCCAAGAGCUCAAGCUCUUUGCAGAUCUGCCAUACCUUCCAGGGCUACCCUAGGCUGUCUCCAAACUGUGCCUGAUGACCAAGAACAGUUCCUUUGCUUGUACAGUUUCCCUCCCCACAUUUGAAAAAAUGUCUUGGGACCAGCAGGUAUGUGGCGAUUAAGGCACUGGACAC
Messenger RNA from Tupaia belangeri chinensis (Chinese tree shrew), 5987 nucleotides. It is a transcript of the gene TTC34, whose product is annotated as tetratricopeptide repeat domain 34. The transcript has 10 exons. Lineage: Eukaryota; Metazoa; Chordata; Mammalia; Scandentia; Tupaiidae. The record is from RefSeq and is a predicted model, not a curated record. The coding region runs from base 1 to 3474 and encodes 1157 amino acids. Gene Ontology annotation, molecular function: protein binding.